AUGUCGGGCAUGGAUAUUGAUUGUGAAAACAAAACAUCUGUGAGUUUUAUUUUAUUUUAAAUUAAAUUUGUAUUUCUGAUUUUGUAGACAACAAUAACUGAUAUUCCAAUUGAGAUUGUUGAGCAGAUUCACACAUAUCUGAAGUCGAAUGAUAUUGUCAGAUUGCGUGGUGUUUCAAAUUCAUUUCAAGAGUUUGUUGACUCGCUGGAUAGAACAGAGAGGUACGGUUUUUGCGGGAAAAUUCGAGAUAAUUGAUUUUUUUUGCAGUUUGAAUAACUCCCGCGUUAAUCAAAUUCUUCAUUUAACAAUAAGAAAUAACACAAUUCAAGUUAUGAAUGAAGACACCCCGAAAUACCAGAAUGAUCCAGUCAAAUACCCCCCAGAAGAUUUCCAAUUUCUUCCAAUCACCGGAAUUCGUCAACUCAAUUGGUAUCGACCAAUCUGGUUAGAAUAUGAGAGUUCAACAAUUCUCGAAUCAUCCUUGGAUGUAACAGAUUUUUUGGAAAAAACUCAAGAUUUAUUGAUCCUCAAUGUCCUAAACACUACCGAUCCAAUUGUUCGAGAAAAAAGAUUGGAGAAUUUUUUGCGUCAAGCUUCGAAAUAUGCAAAAUAUGGGAGCCUUCUAUUGUGGCGAUGAGAAUCUGACAGAGGAAGAGCUCGUUAAAAUUAUUCAGAGUCUCAAAUACAAUCCAACUUUUGGUAUGCGUGAUUCCGAUUCGGUCUAUUUGACUUUGAAUGGAAAUAUCUCAUUUUACAAAAAAUCGAUAUUGUCAACAAUUUUGCAUAAGACACAAAAAUUCGGUUAUGUAUAUAUUGAUAGUGAUCGUGAGAUUGAACGCGAUUUUGAUGAGGAUGAUUAUGAGGGAAUCGAAAUGUUCUUGAAAACUAAGGUUAGUUAUGAUUUUAAAUUGCAUUUUUCAGAAAUUUAAAUUUGAAAUUUUUUUUCAGAACUCCAAUCCUAGAAAAAUAAUGACAUUGAAUUUCGGAACAUGCCCAGAAUCAGUUUGUGAUAAAUUGAUUGAAUUAUUGCACAAAUGGUUUGGACAUGGUGAAACAGAACCUGGAGAGAUUAGAAAUGGACAAAACAUUCUAGUUUUCUAUGAUUACGAUUUGGAUGAUUGA
Molecule: messenger RNA, 1122 nt
Organism: Caenorhabditis angaria
Lineage: Eukaryota; Metazoa; Nematoda; Chromadorea; Rhabditida; Rhabditidae
Source: the annotation of a GenBank genome assembly